This is a messenger RNA of Pogona vitticeps (central bearded dragon), 3609 nucleotides long. It is a transcript of the gene VIL1, whose product is annotated as villin 1. NCBI's taxonomy places the organism in Eukaryota, Metazoa, Chordata, Lepidosauria, Squamata, Agamidae. The record is from RefSeq and is a predicted model, not a curated record. Gene Ontology annotation, biological process: cytoskeleton organization; barbed-end actin filament capping; actin filament severing. Gene Ontology annotation, molecular function: phosphatidylinositol-4,5-bisphosphate binding; actin filament binding. Gene Ontology annotation, cellular component: cytoplasm; actin cytoskeleton; lamellipodium.
GGGGGGGGGGAGGUUUAGCUGGCAGCCUAGUGGAGCAGGAAUAAUCCAAGCUGGGCUGCUAGCUCUGUGCCCCUCCUUUGCUCACAACUGUUUUGCUUCUCUUGCUGAGCCUUGGCUUAGCAACUGCAACCAGCAACAAACUGCGGAAACGAAUAAAUUUUGAAUUAUUAAAAACAUUUGGCAUCGGGCAGCACCAGGUACGUCUGCCCUUAUAUGGCAAAGGCAGGUGGCUACAGCGUUGUGUGUGGAGGAAAGGAGGGACCAAAGGUCACCUCGGUGCUUGCUCUGUUCAGGUACGGUUCGUCGCCAAGGUGCCCCGUGCCCACCAAGCCGCCGUCACAGCUAAGAUCUCACCACAAAGGGCUAAGCAUCAUGCCGGAACUCAGUGCCACGGUUACCCGGACUCUGAACAAAACUACACCUGGACUCCAGAUAUGGAGAAUUGAGAACAUGCAGAUGGUGCCUAUACCAACCCAAUCGUAUGGGAGUUUUUACGAAGGAGAUGCGUAUAUCAUUCUUGCGACCCAUAAGACUGGAAACUCCUUCACCUAUGAUGUCCACUUCUGGCUGGGCAGCCUCUCGUCUCAGGAUGAACAGGGUGCAGCUGCCAUCUACACGACUCAGAUGGAUGAGUACUUGGGUGGAGUAGCAGUGCAGCACAGAGAGGUCCAAAACUAUGAGAGCGAAGUCUUCCGAAGUUACUUCAAACAGGGUCUCAUCUAUAAGAAUGGCGGUGUGGCCUCUGGUAUGAAGCAUGUGGAGACCAACUCAUACAAUGUGCAACGCCUGCUGCACGUCAAGGGCAAAAAGAACAUAGUAGCUGGAGAGGUAGAGAUGAGUUGGAGCAGUUUCAACCUGGGGGAUGUGUUCCUGUUGGACCUGGGGAAGCUCAUCAUCCAGUGGAAUGGCCCUGAAAGCAACCGGAUGGAGCGGCUGAAGGCGAUGACCCUAGCCAAAAACAUCCGUGACCAGGAGCGUGGGGGCCGAGCACAUGUGGGUGUGGUGGAUGGUGAGAAUGAAUCUGCCUCUCCUGGGCUCAUGAAGGUCAUGACCUACAUACUGGGGGAGAAGAGAGACAUCCAACCGGCCAUCCCCGACUCCGUGGUGGACCAGAAACUCAAAUCUGCUCUUAAGCUCUAUCAUGUAUCUGAUGCAGAAGGAAACCUCCUCAUCCAGGAGGUUGCUAUCCGGCCCCUUACCCAGGACCUCCUGAAGCAUGAGGACUGCUACAUUUUGGACCAGGGUGGCAUUAAGAUCUUUGUGUGGAAAGGCAAGCUUGCCAGCAAGGAAGAGAAGCAGGAAGCCAUGUCGCGGGCCUUGGGUUUUAUCAAGGCAAAGAACUAUCCACCCAGCACCUCUGUGGAGACUGAAAAUGAUGGUUCAGAAUCAGCCCUGUUUAGGCAGCUCUUUCAGAAAUGGACUGUCUCACAUCAAACUACUGGUUUUGGCAAGGUCAAUACCAUCGGAAAAGUAGCCAAAGUGGAGCAAGUGAAGUUUGAUGCCACCACUCUGCAUGCAAAGCCUGAGAUAGCUGCCCAGAACAAGAUGGUGGAUGAUGGCUCUGGAGAGGUGGAGGUGUGGCGAAUUGAGAACUUGGAGCUGGUGCCAGUAGAGAAUCGUUGGCUUGGGCAUUUCUACAGUGGUGACUGCUAUCUUAUCCUCUACAAAUAUGAAGUCUACAAUAAGUUCCAUUACAUCCUGUACAUUUGGCAGGGUCGCCAUGCCAGCCAGGACGAAAUCACUGCCUCCGCGUACCAGGCGGUCAUUCUGGACCAAAAGUAUAAUGGUGAACCUGUGCAGGUGCGAGUUACCAUGGGCAAGGAGCCUGCCCAUCUGAUGGCCAUUUUCAAGGGACGCAUGGUGGUCUAUGCGGGUGGUACCUCCCGAACUGGCAAUACAGAUCCAGUGCCUUCCACCCGCCUUUUCCACGUUCAGGGAACUAAUGAGUACAACACUAAAGCCACCGAGGUGACUCCCAGGGCCUCCUGUCUUAACUCUAAUGAUGUCUUUAUUCUCAAGACCCAGAGUUGCUGCUAUCUCUGGUAUGGAAAGGGCUGCAGUGGAGAUGAGAGAGAGAUGGCCAAGACUGUGUCAGAUCUCAUCUCCAAGAUGGAGAAAAUUGUGAUCGCUGAGGGUCAGGAGCCUGCGGAAUUCUGGGUUGCCCUGGGUGGGAAGUCUCAGUACGCCAACAACAAAAGACUGCAAGAAGAAACGCUUUCCAUCACGCCACGGCUCUUUGAGUGUUCCAACAAGACAGGCACCUUUCUUGCCACGGAGAUAAUCAGUUAUACUCAAGAUGACUUGGAGGAAGAUGAUGUGUACUUGCUGGAUAUUUGGGACCAGGUUUUCUUCUGGAUUGGCAAAAAUGCAAAUGAGGAUGAGAAAGCGGCAGCAGCUGUCACUGCCCAGGAGUACCUGCGCACUCAUCCAGGUGGCCGUGACCUUGAUACCCCCAUUGUGGUUGUGAAGCAAGGCUAUGAACCUCCCACGUUCACUGGAUGGUUCCCAGCAUGGGACCCCCUCAAAUGGCAGGACAAGAAAAGUUACGAAGAACUGAAGGCUGACCUUGCCCACGACAAUGACCUGGAGCAGCUCACUUCGGAAAUCCUUGAAGCAAAAGAGGUCUUCACUGCCAACACCAACUUUAGCAACAGGUCACUGAGAACAUAUUCCUUGGAGAAACUGGUCAAUGUGCCUGUAGAGGAGCUGCCCAGUGAUGUAGAUCCUAGUAGGAAGGAGGACUACUUAUCGGAUGAAGAUUUUCUUGCUGCUUUUGGAAUGUCCCGACAAGACUUUGCUGCACUGGCCCCAUGGAAGAAACAGUCUCUCAAGAAGGAAAAGGGACUCUUUUAAAUAUAAACUUCUUCCAUUAGAUUAAUGCAGAUGUUUAAUUAAUCAAAGCUUGCUAACAGGAGUGCCAAAGAGUGAAUGGUCAAGCAUUCUCUGCCACUGGAAGUCUUACAGGGACAAAAAGUUUCUUUAAAAACAUUGUAAUUGCCUUUAUUCCUAGCCACUAAACAAGUAUGCAGGCUGAAUGGAGUAUAAAAAGGUAGCCUUAAAGAUAGGGGUAAGGAACCUUUAACCCUCCAGAUGUAUUGGAUACCUCCCAUAAACCCUUAGCAUUGACCAUGCUGAGUAUUGUGAAUUUAAGUCUAAAACAUCUUGAGGGCCAACAAUGUCCUAUCACUAUUUUAAGAUUUGCUCCUUUCCUCACUUUUUCUACAUGUUAACAGUACUGUUCUAUUCUGUUCAGCCACCAGUUCCAGGUUUUCUUGUGGCAAAUGAUGCCAUUUGCCCUUCGAUUUAAUUCCUCUGAACUCCAGAUUAAGUUUUGUUGUACAAAAUUAUUCGGCACUUUUGACAAAAGAUGUUUGCACUGCCCAUUUAUCUGAGUUAUCCGUGCUGAAGACUCCUGUUGCUUUGUUUUACCAAUUGGUUUUCUAGUACAGAAAAGUUUCCCCUCCCUAUGAAACCACACACUGAUCAGGGUAUCUGUUCCAGUUUCAACACAAUGAUGUUAAGUUUUAAAAUUACUUUUGCAUACGUACCCCAGCAUUUCCAUGGGAUUUUUAAAAAAUCACACUUUAAAUAAAUAGAACUAAGCCUCAA